GGCGAGAGUUCAGGGAAUUCGGACCCUCCAUUUUUUAAAACACAAACCGAGCGCGGGUAUAAAAUCUCUGACUUGACGCAGUCCCAGCAUCAGUAGUCCGUCAAAACCGGACAGUAUCGCUUCUGAGAUUUAUAAUAAAGAAAACUCACGAAAAUGAAGAUUUUCUGCUUCGUUCUCCUAAUCGCUUGCAUCGUGGCUACCGUCACAGGGGGAAGGUACACCAACAAAUACGACAAUGUUGACUUGGAUGUGGUUUUGAAGAGCGACCGACUUCUCCUUAAUUACGUCAACUGCCUUCUGGAUAAGGGUAACUGCACACCCGAUGGAAAGGAGUUGAAAGUCGCACUCCCUGACGCUCUGGCAACCGACUGUCGCGAUUGUAGCGAUAAACAUAAAGCCGGAUCGGAGAAGGUGAUCCGGUUCUUGGUUAAUAAGCGUCCCGAUCUUUGGUCUAAAUUGGCCGAGAAAUACGACCCUAACAAUCAGUACAGAUCGAAAUUCGAGGAUGUAGCGAAAAAGGCUGGAAUCAAAAUUUGAAUUGAUCAUCGCGUGCAUUAUAAGUGAAUUAAUUCAGCACAUUUCUAUUUAAUAUGUGAAAUAUUUUAAAUUGUGUACAAAAAUUGUUAAAUACAUUUAUAUAGUAUGUA
Athalia rosae (coleseed sawfly) is the source of this 647-nucleotide messenger RNA. Its product is annotated as allergen Tha p 1-like. The record is from RefSeq and is a predicted model, not a curated record. Bases 154 to 537 code for a protein of 127 amino acids. The transcript is spliced from 4 exons. Lineage: Eukaryota; Metazoa; Arthropoda; Insecta; Hymenoptera; Athaliidae.